AUGAAACGUCGGGCCGAGGAGACUCAAGAGACUCCAGCCCAACUCAUCAACCAUGUUCAGAGUGGGGCGUCUGCAGCCGUGCAGAUGGAGUUCCCGUCGCGCCGUACUCUGGCCAAGGUGGUGAAUCGUGUGUGGAAAGCCUGCGCCAGUGCGCCUGCUUUACCGACGGACCGCGCUGAGUGGAUCGGUCUGGUAGAAAAAAUAUACGUCGACGGGACAUUCAGCUUGUCGCCUAAGCUCUUCCAGCAAGUAUUCGUUGUUCUCGCAGAGCGGUCGGGCUUCGUCUUCCCCGUCUGCUACGCGCUCCUGCCGAAUAAGAGCCAGGCUUCAUACACGCGCAUGAUUCAACUCCUUUGUACCGCUUGGCCCCACUUCAAGCCGACCACAGUCUCUUUGGACUUCGAACUCGGCUUGAUCAACGCCUUCAGAACCACCUUCCCCGAUGCCGAGAUGAACGGUUGUUUGUUCCACUUGGUUAAGAACAUGAAGGGGAAGUUGAUGGAUCUCGGCCUCGUGAAACGCUAUAACCAAGACGCGGAGUUCGCUCUAUACGCCCGUAUGAUACCAGCCGUGGCAUUCUUUCCCCCGGAGCACGUUGACGUUGCCAUCAGUGAACUGGCACCGGAGUUACCCGAAGAACUCAUGCCAGUCCUCAAUUACUUCGAAGACAACUAUGUUGGUCGCCUAAGAUUGGCACCCGGUAGAGAAGUAUCUCGCGCCGAUCCGCGUUUUCCGAUCGCUAUGUGGUCCGUAUAUCAACGCACUCUGGAUGGGGAUGGCCGAACGAACAAUUUUGCUGAAGCCGCCCAUCGGCGGCUGCAAGGCGAGUUCGGAGUAGACCACCCGAGCCUGUGGAAAUUUAUCGAUGGUUCGCGAAACGUCCAGCAGGCUCGGGACGUCGACUACUGGGCCGGUAAUUACCGGCCCAGUGUUUCGACAUCGGCGACGUAG
This is a messenger RNA of Galendromus occidentalis (western predatory mite), 951 nucleotides long. RefSeq lists its product as uncharacterized. NCBI's taxonomy places the organism in Eukaryota, Metazoa, Arthropoda, Arachnida, Mesostigmata, Phytoseiidae. The coding region runs from base 1 to 951 and encodes 316 amino acids. The record is from RefSeq and is a predicted model, not a curated record. The transcript has 2 exons.